UCUGCUGCAGCUGCAGCUGCUGCUGCUGCUUGGUUGUGUGAGAGAGAGGGAGGGAGGGAGAUGUGAUUGAGCUUGGCGGUGAGCGAGAAAGGGAGGCCACGUUUGGAGGAUGGGGUUAAUGGCGAGAGCGACUGGAGGAAGAAGAAGAGGAAGGUGUUGUUAGGUCUCUCGCUCUGUCGUCGCUGCUGCUACAAAAGCUGGAGGAGGAAGACGAUCGUGGAGCUGAGUAGCGAGCGAGCUCGGCUUGCAUGGGAGGAGGAGAUUUCGGCGUUUACUGACAUGGAAUCGAGGAGAUUGGAGCAGUUAGUGUUUCUGGUCUGCUGCUUUGCAGCGAUCACAUGCAGUUUGCAUGUACAAGCCCAGGGCCAAACCACUCAACACCACCUCAAAAGCUCACCCCACAAUGGAGCAGUGGGCCGAAUUUUGUCGGAGAUGGCAAACAGAUCGGAUAGCUCUCUUUCGAGACGAACACGAAGAACUGAUCCUCUCAAUAGCUUGAGGAAGUAUGAGGGAGGAUAUAAUAUCACAAACAAACAUUACUGGAGUUCGACAAUUUUUACAGGUAGCCCUGGAUACGUUAUUGCAGCAUUAUGGCUUAUUGGUGGUAUUGUUUUUGUGGGAGCUUUCAUCAUCUCAAAGAUUUUCUUUGCGAAAAGGAACGAGGGAUACGGCGAUAUAAAUUAUUUCCUCGCAAGAUUUCACAUUUGUUCUAUGAUAGUUUUCAUCCUCCUUACAGUUUUUGUCAUAGUUGCAUCAGCAAUCACACUUCGCGGUGCCGUGAGAUUUCAUUCAAGAGCAGAAUCUGUCAAAGAGAUCAUUGGCAGGACUGCACUUGAGGCGACGGCGACGAUUUACAACAUAACAGAAGCCAUUGAGAAGAUGCAGAACACAUCAAAGCUAUACAACAAUAACAGCAAAGCUUUUGAUCAUCUGAACUCAACAGUACUGGCCCUCAACUCUGAAGCAGUGGAGAUUCAGUCAAAGGCAGAGAAGAACAUGAGUUUAGUCAGCAAAGGGAUCAAUAUACUAGAAGCUGUGACCAUCUUAACUGUGACCCUGAAUCUUGUCGCAGUUCUUGCGUUGCUGGUUGUGAAACCUCUAAGGCUACAAAAAUUGUGCAACAUAUGCAUAGCCAUCUGCUGGAUUCUGACAGCCCUUACCUGGAUGUACUUCGGCCUGUACUACUUCCUCGACGAGUUCGCCGGCGACACGUGCGCCGCCCUGGAGGAGUACCAGCUGGACCCCAAGAACAGCACGCUGGGCAGCAUCAUACCCUGCAGCGGGAAGCUCUCCGGCAAUGUGAUCCUGCACGACGUCGGUGCAGGCAUCCAUGACAUCAUUGAUCAGGUGAAUUCGAACAUCUACACGAUAAAGUCGGAGUACGGGGUGAAGCAGCUGGACUAUAUCUGCAACCCGUUCACCGGGCCGCCGGAGUUCCGGUACCGGCCGGAGAAUUGCCCCUCCGGCGCCGCCACCAUCGGCGACAUUCCUCAGAUCCUGAGGAGGCUGACGUGCUCGGACCUGGGCGGCGGCCCGCACUGCGCGGCGGCGGACCUCUCGUCGGCGAUCGACUACGACAAGGUGGAGACGUACACGAGCUCCGUCCAGAAGGUGCUGGACAUCUUCCCGGGCACGGAGCGGCUGGUGAGCUGCGAGCUGGUCAGGUCCGGGUUCGCCGACAUCGUCGGCAACCAGUGCGCGCCGCUGGCGCGCGGCGCGCGCGCGGCGUGGGCCGCGCUGGCGGCGCUCUCCGCCGCGGCGACGGCGCUGCUCGCGCUCGCCUCCGCCGCCGCCGCCGGCGGCGCACCGCGCCACGCCGGCGACGACCGCCACUCGGUGCGGCACCUGACGUCGUCGUCCAACUCGGAGAUAUCGGAGGCGGACUUCGCCGAGAUGCACGCCAAGAAAGUGCGGGUCCUCGGCCGGAUCGACCCCCCACCGGCGUGAGCUCUGUGCAUCGAUCGAACUCCUCUUUCUUGCGCUGUUUCUUGGCCGAUUUUGGAGGAUCCAUUCAUGCCGCUCGAUCGCCGCCGCCGGCGGUAGAGAGUGAUCCAGGAGAGAUCAUCCACCGCCGUCCCGGCAGGCCGGCCGGCUUCGCGCCAUUGACGCGGAAAAAAAGGUUUGUUUUUUUUUUUUUUGGUUUAGCUUCGUGAGAUGGUCUGGAGAAUCCAGCCAUCCGCCCGCCAUGGAUGAAUUCUGAUUUUGAUGAGAAAGAAACGAUUAAAAUUUAGGACAGUAGGGAAGGGAGAGAAAAAGGAUUAAAAUUUGUACAUAAGCUGCAAAUGCAAAAAGAUACGAAAUUAAUUAAUAUACAAUGCAUUCUUUUGAUCAACCUAGCGUCUUGAUUUUGGAUGAGGUUUGAGUUUUAAGAGCGAAAUCUUUUAUUAUUUUUCAACCAAUCUGUAACUUUAAUGGAUUGGGUAAAUAAAAAGUGAGCCA
This is a messenger RNA of Oryza brachyantha (malo sina), 2439 nucleotides long. RefSeq lists its product as uncharacterized. The transcript is spliced from 10 exons. Gene Ontology annotation, cellular component: membrane. NCBI's taxonomy places the organism in Eukaryota, Viridiplantae, Streptophyta, Magnoliopsida, Poales, Poaceae. The record is from RefSeq and is a predicted model, not a curated record. Bases 280 to 1947 code for a protein of 555 amino acids.